AUGCGUCAACAAACCUUAUUCGAUUCGUUUGAAUCAGCUAAAAAAAAUGCUGUUGGCCGAGAAAGAAAACGCUCUCGAGACGACGACGAAUUGGUUGAAUCGUCAUUGGGGUUCUCAGGCAAAAUGGAAAGCUCUCCGACAGAGCAAGUAGUUCCACCGCAUUUUUUUUUAUUAUGUGGGACCGAGUACAACAAGAAGGUGGGUUGUCUUUGGAGGGAACGGGAAGAACGAAUCCGCUUUUUGCAGCAUCAGAACACUCAAACGAACUUGCAAUGGAGCCACUUUCAUCGUAACGAAGAUGAAAAUGCAGGAGAAAAUAGUAUUAUAUCUCCUGCAUUUGCCCAGAAUGUUUACAAAAAUUCAAUCAUUGACAUUUCGACGGAUAGCAGUGGACAAGUUUUCUUUGCACUACAGCGCUCAGGCUUUAAUCUUCUUUCAUCUAGUUUUGUUCAUGACGACUCUGAGUCAUCAAUAUCGAAGAGCCUGAUUCUGCGCUUGGACAGCAAUAUCAUAUGCGAGCAUAGACAAACACAUCAACGUCGUCCGUUUAUUUUUUCCUGCUCACAGUUUAUGGGAAACUCACUUUUUCUUGCAUGUGGAUACUCUGGAACUUCGAUACUCGAAAUAUUUGAUUUAGAGGAUGUUGAUGAAACCACAUGUGAUCCGGUUUGUAGCUUUCGCCUCAAUGAAAUCCAAAGGAGUCAAGAAGUUAAUAAUUUGUUCCUUGAAGAAGAUACACCAUUUGCAACUGACAUUGUUUCGUUGUCAGACAAUUUGUCAGCUUCAGGGUUGUCGAACGGGGAAUCUGCAUGGAUUGAUUUACGGCAAAAGGUAGUAAUUCAAUGCACACCACGCAUAGGAACUCGCUCGAAGGCCCCAGGUCUUUUGGAUAUGCGGUCGGUUCUACAAAGACCUUCUUCUCUUUCAUCCAUAGUAUUUUCCUCGUCGAAUUCCAGCCUUUUAAUUACAGGAGCAAAAGACGGUAGAGUUUCUCUGUGGGAUGUUAGAUAUUCCAAAGAUUUUAUUGCGUCGUACCGUAGUGGAUCAGAAAUAGGGAGAUUGUGGACUUACACUGGAAAUGGAAAGAGAAUGGGUUGUCCACAAAUUUGGUUUAACAAUUACAGAGGAAAUAUCGUUGGGCUAGCUGUAGGCAGUGACUCCUUUUCGGAGAUAUUUUCUCUUAAAACGGAAGAUUCUAUGCGUGACGAUUUUUCCAACAACAUUGCAACGCCAAAGCUUGCACUUUCCGAUGAGGGCCUUGUAUUUUAUCCUCAUAUCUCUAAAAAUUGUAUUUUGGCCCUUGAUAUAGAGUUUGGCAUUCGAGGAUUCUUUAACGAGGAGAUAGAACCUGCAUCUUUAGAAAAACCCGUAUCAUAUCUAGCCGACAUAAGCCAGAAUGUCAAUUCACAUUUUGUGGACAACUCAUGUAUCAACCUUCAUAAUAUUGUGGGCAGCAAAGCCUUGAGGGCCACUUUUUCGUUCUCAGAUACCUCUGGUCAAAUUUCAGCGUGCUCUGUUAUCGGUGACCAAUUAUUUUUGCUGGCUGGAGGUUCUGUUGGUGGUUUAUGUUUGAUUCAAAAAGGUCAUACACAUUAG
Molecule: messenger RNA, 1596 nt
Organism: Phytomonas sp. EM1
Lineage: Eukaryota; Euglenozoa; Kinetoplastea; Trypanosomatida; Trypanosomatidae
Source: the annotation of a GenBank genome assembly